AUGUGGCCGGGACGCCGUCCGCGCUGGCGCCUUCUCAGGCGAGCGGCUUCAGCUCACCCUCGCCUUCAACGCGGAAGAGAGACACAUGCUUCUGCUCCCCCCUGUCUCACCUUUUCCCGCCUCCCCCCUCUCUCGUCUCCUUCUUCUCUCUUGUCUCUUUCCUCUCUCUUGUCUCUUUCUUCUCUCUCUUCUGUCUCUUCCUCUGGCCUCCCUUCGUUUCGUUUCUCGUCUGAAUCGUACUCGAGGAACGCGCGGGUUCCUCCGCGGCUGUAUUCUCAGUGUACAGGUCGUGUUUCCCCUGUACGUUUGCAUGCGCGGUCUGAUAAAUGCGUUUAUCCCAGCUGUCUUUCCUCUCGCGUUCACCUCUCUCCGCCUUUCUCCAAUGUCUCGUCUUCCCCCUUCUCCACCUCCUCGGGCUCUCCUCCUGGCGCUGGAGAUCGGCAGUCCGAUCCGUGUUCCCGCCUUUUUCUGUCGCCCGCUUCCUCUUCCUCUCCGUCCGUUCCCUCUUCUGCCCUCUUUUCCUUCUCCUCCUGUUCCCCCCCGGACGCCCCUCCUCAGCCCCUGUUCCCAGAGGCUCUCGGUACCCGCCCGUCUUGGAAACCAGCUUAUACUCGAGACGCGCGAACCGCCGCAGCUGCGGCUGUCGCUGCGGUGGCGGUUGGACCCGUCACACGACCGUCCUACCGGGCGUCUCGACCUCCGUCUCCCUCGUCUUCCUCUUCUGCCGCUUCGUCCAUUUCGCCCACUUCGCCGUCGUCUCCUGUCUCCUUUCCGUCUUCACGCAUUCGCGGAGGGCCCGAGAGGCUGUCUGCGCAAGCGGCGCUAGCCCCGGCUGAUGCCGGAGCGUCUCGGACCGCCGAGAGAAGGGGGAAACCGGACCGGUCGUCCUCGCUGACCCUGACCCCUUCCCCUCGCCCCAGUGUCUCCUCUUCUCGAUCUCCUGUUCUCCCUAUUCGAGGGCGCCGGAUUGUCUCUUCACACGCAGAGUGGGAGUGGCGUUUGCAAGAGAGAGAACGAACCACGCAGCACCUUGCGGCCAGGCUGUCGUGGCCAGCCGCCAGUGAGGAUCCUCCGCGCGCUGCUGGGAAACAGCUGGAGCAGAGACCUACUCAGGAGCGGAGUGUCUCCGCGGGCGGGGACCACGGGGGAACGCAUGCAAAGUUUGUUUUCGAAAAGGUGGCGCUACGAGGGGCUGGCGGGGGCAAUGGACGCAAGACGAUCAAAGGAGUGAAAGAGACAGACAGCAGGAAGACAGACGAUAAAGAAUGCGCAGAAGAGACCAGAGAAACUGAGGCCGGAAACGCGGCGGGAGAGAAACCGAGAAAUCCAGUCGCCGCAUUUUGUGUCACAAGACUUCGAGAACGCCUCGUGGGAAAAUGGCACGCGUGUCUUGCUUUCUUCUCUCGCCAGCCGACGCCUUUGACCUCAAGAGAACAGCCUUUGAUCUCUGAAUCUGCAUCGUCGCCAUCUGGGGGAGAAGCCUCUCCCCGUCCCUUACCCCAUUCCUCCGUUAAGACUUCUCUCUCGCCCUCCAACUCUUUCACUUCUCCUUCGUCUCUAACGUCUUCCGCGCCGUCGGCCAGCUCAUCUCGCGAGGCUCAGGAGACGGCGACUGGGUCCACUUCUUCGUCUUCUAGCGCGGUGAACGCCUCUCUCUCGACGCGGUCCUCAGCCGCUUCUGGUGGGCUGUCUCGCCUGCGCUUCCUCGCGCUUCCGCCCCUAUGGUUUUUCUCCUUUUUUUCUUUCGCUCCGCUUCGCGCGUUCCUCGCGCGUCUGUUUCAGACUAGGUUUCGGGCCCUGGCGCCGGCUCGUCGCGGAGACGGUCGGGGCGACGCUUCCGCGAGGGACCGGGGACGACCUGCCGAGGCCCAGGCAGUCGUCCGCAUGCUGGAGGAGGCCAGCCGAGCCGCGGAGCGGCGCGCCGAGGCGGCGGAGCGCGCAGCGGCGCUCCGAGCAGCGCGAACUUUGCAGCAGUCGGCGAGGCCGCCCACCCGCACCUUCCGUGAGAUUCGUUCGCGACUCCUGCGGCAAGGAGAAGGCGGGGACGCUGAGCUGCGUCUCGGCCUCGACCGCGUGAGAGAACUCGAGGCGGAGAGCCUGGUCGCCCGUGGAGCCGAUGCGGGCAAGAGAAGAAUGGCGGAACACGCCCUUGAGGAAGAUGGCGCCGAGAGUGCCAUUGUGACAGAAGGCGAGACGGCGCUGGGGACCCGGGAUGUGUCGCUGGCGUCGGGAGAGGAGGCGCGAACGAAAGAAGGGGAUGCGCAAACGAGAGAAGGGGAUGCGCAAACGAAAGAAGGGGAUGCGCAAACGAAAGAAGGGGAUGCGCAAACGAAAGAAGGGGAUGCGCAAACGAAAGAAGGGGAUGCGCAAACGAAAGAAGGGGAUGCGCAAACGAGAGAAUUGGAUGCGCAAACGAGAGAAGGGGAUGCGUCAACGAGAGAAGGGGAUGCGCUAACGAGCACACGGAAGGAAGGGGAUGAUGUCCGGAAGACAGAGGCGCGUUUGCCGCCAGAUGCGGGGCGUCUCUCGGGGGGUCGUGGGAGGGACGAAUGCGAAGGAGCGGGGUACACCGAGCCGCCGGCUGGUGCAACGGAGACGGUCAAAGAGACGGAGGAAGGAAGGGAAUGUGAAGUUUCGCCUGAGAAAGGGCGAGACUUUUCGACAGCCGUUCCCUCUUUCAAUGCCAUCUCGGCGGAGGGCCAGGAGGUGGCGGCGACGCCUGUGAAGGCGUCUGAGGAGGCGAAGGCAGGCGAAAGGGCUGAAGGCGAAGCCGAACUGUUUCGUGCAUCUCGCACCAACCAGAGAGAGCGACGCGUCACAGAGAACGACGGACAGAGGACGACAAAGGACGACCAAAACGCGAUCAACGGAGAACAAGGGAUGCUUUUGCCCGGCGCGCUUCGGCUGAACUCGGAGUCGGUCACCUUUCCCGAAUCGUCUAAGUCCGGGCUCGCCGAGGCCCUCUCGUCGCCGUUGCCGCCUCUCGACGAGUGGAUGCGCCACGCGCUUUCUGGGCCAGCAGGCUCCUGGGAAGACAGGCGCAGACACGCGCUCGGAGACGCAUCCGGCCAAGCUGCUGCUUCGCCCCUCCCGCCCUGCCUAGCUGCCGCCCAGGAGCGGCUCGCGGCCCUCCACGCCGCAGCCUCUGCUGCUUGGCAAGAAGCGGCGCACGCCCGGCAGGCCGCCGCCACGGCUGCAGCCGCGGCUCUGACCCUUUCUGUUCGCGGGGAGGUUCGGUCGCUUUCCGCCUCUACUCCGCACCGGACCGGUCGUGCGGACGCCUCCGCGGGGGCCCUGUCUCCAAGCCCGCAGUCGAGUCCGAGCGGGUUUCUUCCCCCUGCUCUCGAGGACACGGCGGCGCCAGUACCCGGUGCACUCAACAGAGACGCCACGUCGCCCUCGACCGCGUCGCCGCCUGGUGGUCUGUCUCCGCCCGCGACUCUCGCGGAAGCCAGCCUGAAGGCGGCGGCUGCGAGAGACGCCGCCUCGGCAGCCACGGCGCGUGCCGAAGCAGCAAAGGCGGAGUUUCUCCAGGAAGAAGCGGCUUUCCGGGCACGCGUGGCGGAUCCCCGUAACCGCAUGCGUUCGAGCCUCCCCUUUUCCCAGGAGGUUCGAAGCCAGCACUUUGGGCAACGGCUUCCUCUGGCGAGCCAGGAGACACCGGUGAGUCGCCCGGGGGAGCGGGAGUGUUCUCACGGAGAUCCCCGGGAGCGCGCUGAGGGCGUCCUUGCGAAGCUCCUCGGCCAGAUGGACCCGCCGGAAACGUUUCCGUCUUUUGAGCGAGACAGCCACGUGUGGCGGAAUGUCGCCUUCCCGACGGCAGUCGCGGAACCUGUCCCUACGCCGUCCCCCAGUGCGUGGGGCCCGUACGCUCCGUUUCCAAACCCAGUUUCACCUGGAGCCGCCAGCGCAUGGGGCGCAGCCCUGGAUCCCCGAGGCCGAGCGGUUCCCGUCCCCGGGUUCGCCCGCCCGGGAAGCGCGUUCCAUCCUGGCGAAGGCGAACGCGGCGCAGGGAGGCAGUUUCCCGGGGCAGCGGGCCGCGGUGUGAGCCCCCGAGCCGUCCCCUUCCCGGACGCCGUUCCGCCUUUCGCACCAGCGCCGCGGAUCCUUGGCUUUCCGUCGCCUGGCCCGCGGUGGGAUCCGCGAGCCCCGGACCUUCGCUGGCUGACCUUCUUGUACGGAGAAAUCCACGCAGUCAAGGAGGUGACCAAGUUUUAUCGAGGGGGCCGAGGGCUGAGUGCGGUCGAAGAGUGCCAGGGAGCGCUGGGACUGCUUCUGACGAGUCUGAACGCCGACUUGCGCGUGGCGCCUGCCUCAGUCAACAGGGUCGUGAGCCAGGUCCGACCGGUGCUGACCAGUUGGGAACAAGUCUUCUCGGCGGCGAGCGGCAUGAUUCGGUUCUUUGCGGAAGACUCCCGGUUCGGGAAGAGCCGCUGUCUCGCGAUUGUCAAGGACGCCCGGGGCCUCCUGGAGUGCGACGCGAACGCAUGCGACAACCUGCCUCACGACAGGCAGAACACGCCGAGCUCCGGCGACCGGACGACGCCCGAGGAGCCGAACGAGCGCGGCGAACGCGGAAGCGCACCGACAGUCCGGGAGACAGCGCAACGUCCGGCGGGGCGCGGAGCGUCGCUCGAACCGCGCGACUCAGAGCCUGCGCAAGGGUCUGCCGAGCCGGCUUCUUCGCCAGAGGGCGACUUGCCUCCUUCCCUGCGCGACCCGGCGACGCGGCUGGACGCUCUGUUGACACAUGGUCAGGUGCUCGGUCGGUUGCCGCCGAUUCUGCUGCCUGGCCACAUCGAACCCGUCGAAGUCCAGGCGUUCUUUAGCGUGCCUCGGUUCCUCGGCGGCCUGCGCCAAGACAUUGUGACGCUCAACUUUGUCAUGCACGCGCUGAAACGCGAGAACACGUGCACUUUGGACGACGGCUCCUCGAUUUGCCUGUGGGAUCCACACAGGCCUGUCACGCCCCGGCCGGCGCGCCCGGGAAGGGCGAGAAGCGAAAGGAUGAAGAAGGUGCCCGCGCCGAAGGAGAUCAAGAGCAACGAGCCGCUCGCUCCGAAGCGAGAACCUCCUGUCCAGGAAUGUGCGGCGCGCUCGCACGAAGCGAAGGCGGAGAAGACUGUAGCGAAGGAAACGAGUUCGACCGAGAGGAAGCUCGACACUACCGCAGCGUUGCUUCAGUCGAUCCAACGCCAACAAGAAGAGCGGCGCCUGGAAGACGUCAAAGCGUUUGUCGCGUCAACGAAUGAGCAAGUCCCUCCGCCUGCCUCUUCUUUUCUGGGCUCGAAUGUGGACUCGCGUUUCGAGGGUCCACCCGAGGCGUGGCUCGGCGACGCAUCGUCAGGCGCGAUCGUCGGCGGUUCCGUUUUGGGCUUCGUCGAGAAGCAAAUGCGCGCCAAGAAGGCGGAAAGCAAGAAGAAACACGGAGCGGAGCAGCCUCGGAAAGAAGACGAGCGGGAGACUCUCCACGUAAAGGAUCUGACUGUUGGCUCCUUGGCGCGGCAUCUGAAGGUGCCGGAAAGCGACCUUUUGAAUGUAGCUACACUGCUGCUCGAGGGCACGCCGGGGCGAGGCAGUGUGACGUCGAGCACUCGCCUGGAUGAAGACGAAGCAGAGUUCCUCAGCGAUGAAGUUGGGAAGCUCAGUUGUCUCCGCCUAACUCGAGGGGUGCCCAGUGAAGAUCGCGGCGACUAUCGCGCUCCUGCUGUCGUGGCGGUUCUUGGCCACGUCGACCACGGGAAGACAACACUUCUCGACAAGCUCCGAAGUUCCCAUGUAGCAGAAUCUGAAGCUGGAGGCAUUACCCAAGCGGUGUCUUCAGGCAGUCUCGUUCUCCCCUCUCAGAGACAGAAACUGACCUUCAUUGAUACCCCGGGGCACGCGGCGUUUGCUUCUAUGCGCAAGCGCGGGGCCGCAGCCACGGAUCUGUGUGUUCUCGUCGUAGCAGCGGACGAGGGCGUGAAGGCACAGACUCUCGAGUGUCUAGACAUUAUUCGCAAGUCCGGCACGCCUUGGAUUGCAGCGCUGAAUAAAGUCGACAAGCCUGGCGCUGACAUUGCGAGAGUGAAGAAGCAGUUUGCCGACCUCGGUGUCAUCAGCGACGAUGCUGGAGGAGACGUUCCGUUCAUCCCGAUCAGCGCCAAGACGGGAGAAGGCUUGGACCAGCUGGAAGCAGCUCUGAGCCUCCUCCAAGAGGACAUGCCUCAUUUGUAUGGUCCGGGGCCUCCGUCGGACGCCAGCGGCGCACACGCGCGGGCCGCAAGGGGCUACGUUCUCGAGUCGCGCGUGGAUAAACAAAAGGGGCGAUUCAUCCAGGUCAUUGUCAGGAGUGGCUGGUUGGAACCUGGCAAAUGGGUAGUUAUCGGUCGCAACUCAGGGAGAAUCAAGAAAAUUUGGCGAAGUGGUGAACACGUGGAGCUCAAAAUGGCCGGGCCCAACGAGGCAGUGGAUGUGACAGGCCUUGGAGACUUGCAGGCCUCCGCUGGACAGGCGCUCGUGCAAGCGGCUAACGCACAGCAGGCGGCCAAACUAGCUGCCAUGGCGGAGAGACUUGACUUGCGGCGACAGCUGCGCCGCGCGGCGGCAAGCACUGCGCAGGCCACAAAAGUUGCGGUUGAGGACCUGGCACUCAAAACGGCCUCGACCCUGAGACGAAGACAAAGAAAACUGCUAAAAUACAAACAAGCUGUCCAUGACAUCAAAUUCGUGGAUGAACUGGCCGACGAUGAAGAGUCAGAAGACGACGCAGAAGGCUUGAUCACCACCAGGCAUACCGUUGUCCAAGGGAUACCACAAAUUGGUUUAGUCGUCAAAGCAGCCGACCAGGGCAGCUUGGAGGCCAUCCUGCAGUGGAUCGAUACACACAACGAGACCGUGAAAGCGGCGGAACGCCUGCCCGAUGCGGUUAAGGGUGCCUUGAAGGGCGCAGCCAGUGAGAGGCUGCGGGCGCUGGCAGACCAGAGAAGAGCAGUCGAGCUGACAGAGGAAGAAGAGUCGGUGGAGCAGUCAACUGAAGCACUACAAGAGAGCGAACGCGUGCUUGCCUCCCGCUGGCUGCCGCUAUGCGUGCUGCACUGCGGCGUGGGACCCAUCAGUCUCUCCGAUGUGAACAAAGCGGCGUUAACCAAUUCUUUUGUUCUCGGAUUUGGCGUGUCUGUCUUGGACAACAUCGAUCAGGCCCUCUACGAGUACCAUUUCGGCUCGGAGUUCGUCUACAACCAAGUCGGACGCAUGGUUGUUUCUCGCGUCGCUACAUUCACGCUCAAGCGGAGCAAAGGUGGUAUUCAAACGGUCGUUGGCGUCGACGUCAAGGACGGAACCCCUUCUGUUCAACACUUUUAUUCUGUGAUGAGGGAUGACUGUCUUCUGGCGGAACAUCUUCAAAUCAAGUCCAUGCAGAAAAAUCGGCAGGACGUCACUACAUUGCAAAAAGGCACGUUGAUGGCCGAUGAGCACUUUAGUGACUAG
This is a messenger RNA of Neospora caninum, 7470 nucleotides long. RefSeq lists its product as hypothetical. The transcript has 11 exons. Gene Ontology annotation, molecular function: GTPase activity; GTP binding; translation initiation factor activity. The record is from RefSeq and is a predicted model, not a curated record. The coding region runs from base 1 to 7470 and encodes 2489 amino acids. NCBI's taxonomy places the organism in Eukaryota, Apicomplexa, Conoidasida, Eucoccidiorida, Sarcocystidae.